AUGUGUCAAAAGAAAACAACAAGCGAAUGUGUCUGUGAUGGAUGUUAUGACCUUAGAACUCAAAAACAUGCUGAGUAUUCAAAGUGGAUUCCUGACGAUAAACGAUGCGAAGUGAUAAACUUCACGUCCAAGUCUGCGUGUGAACUUCUGAAGGGAGGAACUUUCCACUUCUAUGGCGACUCUCUCGUCCGGCAGAUGUUCUUGGCCUUCAUCAUUAUCGUCAAGGGAGACUAUCGACAUGGCGGACUGGCGCCUAGUGCAACUAUCAAGAUGAAACAAGAGUGUGAAGGGAAAAACGUGUUUCCUUUUCAGAAAUGUCGUCCUAACCUGGACUAUUCCCCAAGACUCUGCAACGGAACAGUGAAAGCGAAAUUCUUGUUUUGUGGUCGGCUUGAUAUGGGAGGUAAAGCCAUGACAAACGAGUUGCAAAACAUACUGGAUACGCCCAAAUCUUUGGUUUUGUUUGGGAGUGGUCUAUGGCGGAUGUUCAACAAAACGGAUAACUCCAAUUAUGCAAGAGCGAUCAUAGAUUCUGUGAAAAGCAACACCACACGGAAAUGGCCCAAAUUACUUUGGUCUGGGUUUAGUGGUUUCGGACUCUGGCGAACAGAGCUUGUUCGGGGAGUAACUAAUGAAAAUGCUCAAGUCUACAACCGAUACAUGGAGAGGUUUGUAGGGAAGUAUAACGUUCCGAUGUUCGAUACAUUCAACUUGACUCGAGGUAUUCGAAGUCUGGAUGGAACUCAUUUUGGUCCGGGGGUCAAUUUUCUUAAAGCACAGAUCUUUUUGAAUUACCUCUUGGAGUUGAAAAACAAAGGAGAGUGGGCCUGA
Haliotis rubra (blacklip abalone) is the source of this 831-nucleotide messenger RNA. RefSeq lists its product as uncharacterized. Lineage: Eukaryota; Metazoa; Mollusca; Gastropoda; Lepetellida; Haliotidae. The record is from RefSeq and is a predicted model, not a curated record. The transcript has 3 exons. Bases 1 to 831 code for a protein of 276 amino acids.